UUUCAACCGGAAGCAGUUUUCGUGUCAAAGGUCGCCCACAUUGUUCCUGCGCGGUACUCUGUUUCACAUAGCAAUGAAUGAAGUUUUACUCAAAUAAGAUUUCUAUCGCACAACCAGAGAGGGUAACCGAGUGACCGCAACGUUAGUGUGUGCACAAUAUAAUAUAAUAUAAUAUAAUAUAAUAUAACAGCUUCAUCUUAUUUGAGUUCAGAGACCAGAAAAUAAAUGGCUGGAAUUCUGUUUGAGGACAUCUUUGAUGUAAAAGACAUUGAUCCAGAUGGCAAGAAAUUUGACAGAGUGUCUCGUCUACAUUGUGAAAGUGAAUCUUUCAAGAUGGACCUCGUCUUGGAUGUGAACAUUCAGAUCUAUCCUGUUGAUCUUGGUGACAAGUUCAGACUGGUUAUUGCCAGUACAUUAUAUGAAGAUGGAACACCGGAUGACGGAGAGUAUAAUCCUCAGGAUGACCGGCCGUCUAGAGCCGACCAGUUUGAUUAUGUGAUGUACGGGAAGGUUUACAAGAUUGAAGGCGAUGAGACUUCAACAGAAGCGGCCACACGCCUCUCUGCCUAUGUGUCUUAUGGUGGCCUUCUCAUGAGGCUGCAGGGAGACGCCAACAACCUUCACGGCUUUGAGGUGGACUCCAGGGUUUACCUCCUCAUGAAGAAACUGGCCUUCUAAAACCCAACUCUGCUCACCCACUUACCUGGGUUCUUCCUCUGCCACAGUCAACCUUAAAGUCAUACUGAGCUGCAAACUGAAAACAUUCAUGUUCCCAAGUGUGGAGCACCUGUUCAUCUCCAAGAGCAGCUCACAGACAGAGCACAUGGAGGCUGUAGAAAACAUAUUUUGUUUUUUAUUCUCACAGUUAUGAAAUGUUUUAUCCAAGGAGAUGGACUACAAACUAAAGACUGUGACAUUUAAAGUACUGCUGCAACCCCCAUCUGCUGGCAAACUGUAAAUAAAGAUUUCUUUUAUACAAAA
Xiphias gladius (swordfish) is the source of this 981-nucleotide messenger RNA. RefSeq names its product RNA polymerase II, I and III subunit H (gene polr2h). Gene Ontology annotation, molecular function: DNA-directed RNA polymerase activity. Gene Ontology annotation, biological process: DNA-templated transcription. The record is from RefSeq and is a predicted model, not a curated record. Lineage: Eukaryota; Metazoa; Chordata; Actinopteri; Istiophoriformes; Xiphiidae. Gene Ontology annotation, cellular component: RNA polymerase II, core complex; RNA polymerase III complex; RNA polymerase I complex. Bases 226 to 678 code for a protein of 150 amino acids. The transcript is spliced from 6 exons.